Penaeus indicus is the source of this 744-nucleotide messenger RNA. RefSeq lists its product as uncharacterized. The record is from RefSeq and is a predicted model, not a curated record. Gene Ontology annotation, cellular component: extracellular region. The transcript is spliced from 8 exons. Gene Ontology annotation, molecular function: peptidase inhibitor activity. NCBI's taxonomy places the organism in Eukaryota, Metazoa, Arthropoda, Malacostraca, Decapoda, Penaeidae. Bases 1 to 744 code for a protein of 247 amino acids.
AUGCGAUCAUACUUUCUAUAUGGCCACAGCAUAAGAAUUAGUUUACGAUAUGAAGAAAUGCAAUCCCGGGUGGAGGAGGCAGUGGAACGACAUAGGAAGUCAUGGCUUGGGCUAGUCGAGGAGACCUGUCGCGAGGAGCUAGUUCCUUAUGGGGACCCCAGUGACUCGAAGCGAAAGAGUUUUUCGAAAAUUGGCGCGCCGGUCCGUAGAGUUUCAAAUGUGGCGGGGAUGAUUCCUGUUGCAUACACUGAGACUGAAACCACGAAGGGAAGAGACGAACAAGUACUGUAUUCGUCAUUGCUAUGGGCGUGUCUUUGGAAUGGCGUGAGGAGUUCGCCGAUCUACGCCACAGAAGUGACGCCGGCCUCUAAAUGCGUGUUCUGGUGCAAGACGCCAGAUGUCGUCAGGUUUUACUGUUGCGAUAAUGACGGCGAGACAGUCGAUCCGCAAGAGCCUGAGCACGAUGGCAGAUGUCCCCAGGUGCGAGGCGAAUGCCCCGGGAAAUACAAGAAUCUUCCCGGUACACUGCCUGACUUCGAUAUUCUCGGGGUGCCUUAUCCGGAUGACCCCAAGCUUUGUGCCCAUGACAGUGCCUGCCGCGCCUGGGAGAAGUGUUGCUAUGAUCACUGCUUCGAACGCCACGUCUGCAAGUUUGCGCAUAGUACUGGCACAAAUAUAGAGUAUUCGGAGAAUCCAUUCCGGGACGGAGACAUUGUCCAAGAAUCAACGUAUCUGUCAGGAUGA